Molecule: messenger RNA, 333 nt
Organism: Neoarthrinium moseri
Lineage: Eukaryota; Fungi; Ascomycota; Sordariomycetes; Amphisphaeriales; Apiosporaceae
Exons: 1
Coding region: 1-333 (110 amino acids)
Source: RefSeq, a predicted model, not a curated record
AUGACCGGUCCGGCAACGGCUACACCCGCCGUGACGAGCCCGGCAUCCAAUGACAACAACACGAACAUGCAUGGCCUCGCUGGCGGUGCAAUCGCGGGCGUGGUAGUCGGAGGCGUCAUUGGCGGCGCAGUGAUGGCGGGAGCUUUGGUCUGGUACGUCCUCGGGCGGCGGCCGCGGCACUCCGAGACUUCUCAGGCCCACGGCUGGGACCACAAUAUCGUCUACUCGGCAGCCCAGUCGGGCUAUGACCCAACCAAGACGUAUUCUACCAUGAGUCCCGCGGGAGAGCUACCCCCAAACACUCCUGGUCUUCGUCAUGAGCUGCAUACAUAG